UCUAAUGACGCCCUUUAUCGACAACGAUGUUCUGGGAUGUAUUUUAAAAAUGACAUUCCGGGUGGUGGAUCUGAUUCGAUAAUUACUGUAAAAUACGAUAAAAAUUCACAUACAAAUGUGGCAGCAAUCGUAUAUGAAUGGCCUGAUAAUGAGAAAUUUGGAUAUCCUAAAGUAUAUAUUUGCGAUCAAAAUGCGAUAGCAGCAAAAUAUUGCCCCCAAUCACAACUUGGGGGUUUUAUUGUCACCACCAACAAAACGUCGAGUAUUGUUACUCAUGUAUUCAAUUCUACGAAAGGUGGACAAAGUUUCACAUAUACUAUCAACCGAACCGGAUAUUACUGUGUUGCAGCACUUCCAUCUCCCAUAAGUGAUCAGCAAUUUAUUGUAACUGUGGGCUGGAAAAACCCAUAUGGAGAAUUGCCUGCUUUGGAUUAUCCUAAAUUGCCGUUUUAUGGAGUUUUGACACUUGUCUAUUUACUUAUUGGAAUCAUAUGGACGGUACUUAGCGUAAUUCAUAGGCACGAUCUCUUAACAGUGCAG
Messenger RNA from Racocetra persica, 540 nucleotides. The record is from the annotation of a GenBank genome assembly. Lineage: Eukaryota; Fungi; Glomeromycota; Glomeromycetes; Diversisporales; Gigasporaceae.